AUGGCGGCAGGCCCGCUCAUGCCCUCUUGCUUGUCUGCAGCCCAGACCCCAUGUAAAGCUGCAGAAUCGUCCUUGCUUAACCUUCCAUUGCCGAACCCAUUUCUUCCCCCCAGACUGCAAACCAAUUCAUCAGCAUGUCUACCCCCUUCCCGUUCCGACAACCCACCACCAUCAUUCGACGACGAUUUUAACAAACAAGUCUCGAGAACCACCAACUCAUUCCUUACCAUCAUCGUCGUUGUUUCGGUGCUGAGCAUCCUGGGAUCCGUCGCCAUAGCCUACUUCCUGUACAAGUGCGUCAAAAAGAACGUCCUCCCCGCCAUCAACAUCAACACCACCAGCCCCGCGCCGGCGGGGAGCACGACGCUGUACGCCGUGGUGCCGGACUCCCAGAUACGGGACGCCACCGUCGAGCGGUUCCUCAAGGAGAUCGCCGUCGAGAAGCCCAUCCGAUUCACCCCGCAGCAUCUCUCGGGCUUCACCAACAAGUACUCCGCCCGGCUCGGCGCCGGCGGCUUCGGCGCCAUCUACAAGGGCAUGCUGCCCAACGGCCUAAUGGUUGCCGUGAAGCACCUCCACCCCGGCCAGGACGACAGGACCUCGCAGGAGCAGUUCAUGGCGGAGGUGGGCACCAUCGGGAGGACGCACCACAUCAACCUGGUCAGGCUGUUCGGCUUCUGCUACGAAGCCGACGUGCGCGCGCUGGCCGGCGCCACCGAGAAGUGCGACGUCUACAGCUUCGGCAUCCUCCUGUUCGAGAUCCUCGGCAGGAGGAGGAACUUCGACGAGGCCGCGCCGGAGAGCCAGCAGUGGUUCCCGAAGCUGGCGUGGACGAAGUACGAGAGCGGCGAGCUAAUGGAAGUCGUUGCGAGUUCUAACGACGCGUGCGAGGAAGACAAGAGGGCAGCGCAUAGGAUGUGCGAGGUGGCGUUCUGGUGUGUGCAGCAGCAGCCGAAGGCGAGGCCGCCGAUGAGCGUGGUGGUGAAGAUGCUCGAGGGCGAGAUGGACAUUGCUCCGCCCGCGAACCCGUUCCAGCAUCUCAUGGCAACGCCGGCGGCGGCAAACCUGUGGGCCACGGGGACGAGCACCGUGAACUCGGUGUCGAGUUCGGCAAAUGGUGUUCCUCGUGGCAGCGACGAGAUCGUUUAAGCUGUGGGAUGCUCUACAGCUGACUCGACCGUAAGCCCAAGGAAACCUUUUCCUUGGAACAAUAGACGUAAAG
Messenger RNA from Triticum aestivum (bread wheat), 1222 nucleotides. Its product is annotated as G-type lectin S-receptor-like serine/threonine-protein kinase SD2-5. Gene Ontology annotation, molecular function: protein kinase activity; ATP binding. NCBI's taxonomy places the organism in Eukaryota, Viridiplantae, Streptophyta, Magnoliopsida, Poales, Poaceae. Gene Ontology annotation, biological process: protein phosphorylation. Bases 1 to 1149 code for a protein of 382 amino acids. The transcript is spliced from 4 exons. The record is from RefSeq and is a predicted model, not a curated record.